Molecule: messenger RNA, 534 nt
Organism: Knipowitschia caucasica
Lineage: Eukaryota; Metazoa; Chordata; Actinopteri; Gobiiformes; Gobiidae
Source: the annotation of a GenBank genome assembly
AUGGGUCUGGUGGCCAUGCGUUUCGUGUUUAACGUGCCUGUGCGCUGCGGCGGGUCCGGCCGGGGGUUGUCUCUCAUAGGCGGAGGGGUCCCCGGGGACCCGACGCACCUGCGUUUGGGACGCACUUGCGGCGAGACGCACCUGCGUUUAGGACGCACUUGCGGCGAGACGCACCUGCUUUUUAGGACGAACCUGCGUUUGGGACGCACUUGCGGCGAGACGCACCUGCGUUUAGGACGCACUUGCGGCGAGACGCACCUGCGUUUGGGACGCACUUGCGGUGAGACGCACCUGCGUUUAGGACGCACUUGCGGCGAGACGCACCUGCGUUUAGGACGCACUUGCGGCGAGACGCACCUGCGUUUGGGACGCACUUGCGGCGAGACGCACCUGCGUUUGGGACGCACCUGCGUUUGGGACGCACUUGCGUUUGGGACGCACUUGCGGCGAGACGCACCUGCGUUUAGGACGCACCUGCGUUUGGGACGCACUUGCGGCGAGACGCACCUGCGUAUGGGACGCACCUGCGUUUAG